This is a messenger RNA of Owenia fusiformis, 4135 nucleotides long. Lineage: Eukaryota; Metazoa; Annelida; Polychaeta; Sabellida; Oweniidae. The record is from the annotation of a GenBank genome assembly.
AUUUGAAAAGUCGGCAUAACAUGUGAAUUCUACUUCACAAUUUUAAGUUCUUAUUUGUCAUUAUGGACACGAAUUCCACUAUAUCUGGACUUACUAGGACAGAGAAAACAGAGCACUGAAUACAUAGAGGCAUUGACUAAUCUACAUAUCUACAGGCUGCAGAGACACAUCUUGUCAAGAUGGAACCUGUAAAGUUAUUGCUAAAAAGACUGGAUAAAACUGAUGCAUACCCAGAGUUGAUAAAGGAUAGCCUAACAACCUUAAGGAGGUUAGAAAUCUCAAAUAGGGAUGAUUUGGUAGAGGUUAACAAGACAUUGCAGUUUUUGACUUUGAUAUUGAAUGGAUCUGCCAACGUAGAUCAGAGUAUUUCUAAGGAUGUUAUUGACCAGAUAAUAUUCAUAUUAUCAAAUAUCAAACAGGAUAAUGAUGAGGAUGAUAUGACAGAAAUCUGGAUUAAUAUAAACGCCUUGUUUGCCAAUUGUGUAGAGUUCUCAACCAAUGAGCAACAGGAACAUUUUCAGGAGUUUGGCUUGACGAAUCUUCGCCUAUUUAACAAAGAAAGUUCUCGAAAAGUUGUAAAUUCUCAAAACAUGAGCAUAUUUGGUACCCUGGACUUGAUGUCUCAUCUCCUGAAAUGCAACUUCAAUUGGUCAACAAAAUCCACAUGGAUUAAUGAGAUAUUUGAGCAAAUUAUUAUUUCUCUACAAAUAACCGAAGAUGCAUUUUGUGGAAAAAUAUUAACAAUGGUCUUUCCAGCUGUAUUAGAUCUUUCAAACUCAGAAAUAAGUACUUCACUUGAACGUGUAUGGGACAUCAUUAAAGAAACAUACGUCCAAGGGGAUUCGGGUAUACAGAGGGCAUAUAUGCUUCUCUGUGGUCUGUCAGACAGAUAUUUACCAAUUGAUGGUAAACCCAUUUUUGAAAUUCGACACCAAAAGAAAUUCUGGGAAAUAAUCCAAUAUGGGAUUUCUCAUAAAAAUCCUCUAAGCCGAAAACGCUCAAUGUACUUGCUGAAGAGGAUGGUUGAUACAUGUGAACAUCAAAAGCAGAAUCUUACAUUUGCUUUUGGUCCAGACAAUGUCCCAAUAUUCCAAUGGAGUAAGAAAGAUGGUGAGAAGCUCAGCAGUAUAUGGGAGGAUUAUUUCCUAUUGAUGGAAACUCUUGAUGAGAAACAGACUCAUGUCAUUAGACCAGUGAUGCCUAGGUUCGAAAACUUGGUAAAUGCCUCUUGUGCAACUACUAUAGGUACCACUUUUCAUACUUCCUGGUUGUGCACAAUCAUCAAACGUGCCUCCAUACAUGAAAGUGCCAAUAUUCUGCGCUGGGCUGUCCAAUCAUUAUUUGAUAUUGAUCUUAAGUUGUGCCCCAUGUUGGAACAGGGUUGCGACAAGUUCUUCUGUGGUGAACUGGUGAAGAUCUUGACAGAUUCAAGUCUGUACGCGAGGUCAUUUGAAGGAUGUUUAGGAUCCAUUCCACCUUUAGCUAAGAGUCUAGGGACAUUCCUGACUAACUGCCAUGAUGUCAUAGAACCCUUAAAGAGGACACAGUUCUUUGAAAGUUUCAUUAAUGGUGUGGCUAGAGAAUCCUGGGGAGGCCCAACUUUUUUAUAUGUCAGCCAAGCAUUAGCAGAACUUCCUAAAUCUGGUCUUUUAGGUGCUGGAUCUAUUGGGAAUUUGAGAGAAAUUGUCAUCCGGCUGUUUAGUUCAAUGAACACCUACCUUAGAGGAGCAACACAGGUGUUUGUUACAAGAACAGUCCUUAACCUCAUUGAUAUGAUGCAGGUCUCGAUUCAUGAUGUUAGUCAGUUCCUAGCUGUACUACGCACCGAUGAGUGUAUUCAGAGACCUCUACUGCUGUGGAUGGAAUGUUCUCAAUGGCUUUUAGAUGCAUCUGGAAGUAAUUAUGUAAAUUGGUCAGCUGCAGACGUCAGGGACUAUUUACAAAGCAGCCUGAAAGAUUUGUUGUUUGUCCAGUUGACAGAUGAUGGCGAUAGUCAGGUUUUGAAAUCUCAAAGCAGCCUCGUCAUUGCAAGAUUUCUACUCAUGUACCAUGAUGCAAUGUCAAUUCCUUCAAUCAACAAGAGCAGUGUUAUAAGCAAAGAUCAACAAAUGAAUAAUGAUCACCUUGACUACAAUGAAAGAACCAAUGGAAUUCAAGCUAUAUUUCACCCAGUGAUUGAUGUAUUGAAUCAGAUGAACUCAAAUGCCUACAUGCCCUCUGUGAAAGUUGACCGUGCUCUGCAGUUCAUGCUGAUGAUUUAUGAAGAGGCUGGUCCAGUUGGUUUAGAUGAUCCAGUGUUAGAGAUGAUGAGACAUUUGCUGAAACCUCACAGUGGUGAGGUGCUUGUAUUUCUACAGAGGAGGAUCCAUGAACUAGACCAAAUGCAUCAGGUUGAAUUGAUUAAGUUGUACAGUGAAGUCUUGGCAAUGUUGUACAAACUGGACCUAAUGGGUGAUAUCUCUGUGGACAAUCUAUUGUCUCUAUGCCUUACCUUGCUGGCCGUAACUCCAGCUGAGGUAACUAUGGAAACACAAAUGCAGAAAUUGAGUGCAAUAUGUUUUACAAAGACUCUUUACAAAGAAAUAAUCCAACAGAAAGACAGAGGAAACAGCAUACAUGUGAUACUUAACAUUACCCAAAAUGUUGAAAAGCUCAACAUUACCUCAAGUUUUGAACGACCAAAUACAGGAGAGGAUGACAUAUCCCAUAAUGCCUGGGGUAAAAUUGCAUCUGAAUAUAUAACCAGCCAAUGGGACUGUGUUCAAGUGUAUCUCGCUCAACAGAAUGGAAGUGGGAAAGACUUAGGAGAUUCAAAUAGUCUGGAUUUGAUGAAUAGUUGUAUCGAGGCCCUGAAUGUGUGUCAAGCAGAGGGGGCAACUGUGAUAUUCAACUGUCUAAAGCACCUUGUUUCACAGGUUGUCCAUGCAGACCAAGACCUGUGUCAAAGAGUCAUCAAAAUAUCCUGGAAUAAGGUCAUCGAAGAGGCAAAAAGUUUAGAGUUCUGGGGACUAUGGAAGGCAUAUCUGAAUCUAGUUUUUCAAGAGGCAACACUAAAGCCAAAUGUGGAAGCCCCAAUUGUGCAAUAUUUACUAAAGCAAUCAGCAGAGAUAGUCAGCUUGGGAGAGGACCGUGGCGGUCAAGUCAACAUCUUUAUUCUUCAUCUUUCCAAAAUUUGGCAACAGAAUUGGGAUAUUGCGGCAAAGUUCACUGAUUUCAUGAUUGAAUGUGCCACGUUUGGAAAGAUGUCUAAACGCUGUGCAUGGUACUACCUAGAUGCCUUUGCUUACAUAGAUGGACUUGGUGUAGACUUUCCUGCUAACCAGCUACAGAAAAAUUACCUCAAAUCCAAUGGCCAUGUUAGAUGUUGCAUUGUGACCUACUUCAAUACCUUGGACCUAAACAACAAUAAUGAUGUGGCCCUAGCCAGGUCAUUGAUUGCCAGUAUCAUUGCAAAACAGUUAGCUCUCACUAAAGUCCCAAGUUUCAGAAAUUUCCCAAAUUCAAUGCCUCAUCGACUGAAACAACGUUUGAUAUCAGCUUUACUAGUGCUAGAGCCUUUCAUGGAUUUGGCUGAGGUAGAGCGACAUUGGGCUACUAUUCUAGAACUACUAUUACACGAGAAGAUCCCCUCAGUGCGGUGUAUGGUGGAGUGGUUCACUGUGCGCCUAAUCAACCGUUGCCCAUCCUUCAUCCCCAAGCUAUGGGAUGAACUCAGAUAUCGAGAGGAGAAGAGGUCUGCAUGUAUAUGUUCUUUGUUAUCCAUAACUUCACAGCUUGGCACACUGCAGCCAGACCACAACACACAGGAGUUGUUUUUCUUGGAAGCAAUCCCUCACAUCCUACCAUGGUGUCUGUCCCACCAUUUCAACAUUCGGGUUUUCUCCCAGUCUGUCAUGAUGAAGACAUGGCUGUAUUGUAAGGACAAGGGCCUCAAGAAUGUUCUUGACAAACACAAUGUAGUUGAGUGCUGCUUAGACAUAAAUUCUGGAUCAGGGCAUGCAGCUAAAAGUACAUUGAAGUUAAUGGAGAAUUUCUUCUUCUGUGUCUUCCAUCCACUCAGAGAUCACAGCCUGCAGUCAAUCUUCCACACCAUUCCUCGUCUUAAUGGAGUUACAGAUGAGGAAUGGAUCCAUCC